AUGUCAACACCAAACGGAGAAGAGAUACCCUCCGGGGACCAGUUACCCUCCGGGGAACAACAGAGUGAACAGACCCAAGAACCGACGAGAACGUCAGAUAGGGUAAAGGUUCAAACACAAAAGGGACAACAACAUCUUCAAGAAAAUAUUAAAAAAUAUAGAGAAAAACUUCUUCACAUAGAAAAUAGAAUAAGAUCAAGUAUUCAAGAAUGUACAAGUCCUUCAUGUUCAAAAGAACUUUCAGUGCUAAUCUCAAUCCGCGAUAAGGUUGAGAAAAACUUUGAAAUUUAUACACAUGUAUAUAAGGAAAGUCAGGAUUACAUGAACAGACACAAUUACAGUGAUAGUGAGAGAAUUCUGAUAGAUAACAGUUAUAGACUAGUUAGUCAAGAUACAGAAUCAUGUUUGACAAAACUCAGUGAGACCAUAAGAUCAUUGGAAGAGGAGGUAAAUACUGUAAGUGGUCGGAUGUCAUCAGCUAGCAUCAGAUCGUUACAGAGAGUGGAGGAAGCCAAAACCAAACUAAAGAAUGCAGAGAAGGUUGCAGAGCUAAAACGUCAGAAAUCAGAGCUACAAUUUGAAGAACAAUUACAUGCUGCAAAACUGAAACGAGAGCAGGAAUCCUUAGACACACAACUAGAAUUACUUAAACAUCAAGAGGAGGUUGAGAUCGCAGAAACAAGAGUGAAAUUCGAAAUGGGUGAAGAAGAAAGGAGUUGUGUUGAUCUAGGAUUACCGAAAGUAGGAGGGUUUGAGAAAUCUAAAACUUUUAUAAAGAACUUACCUCUUAAUCCUCAAGCAGAAAAGUUUGUUCCACAGUUGGAUAAAACUCUGCCUUCCAUGUCAACAACAUGUGUUCCAGAAACUUUACAACAACCGUAUAAUCCACAACUAGUGCGACCAGCUAUUAAUCCACCACGACCCAUACUGGCAGCUUAUCCUCGACAUCCUAUGCAGUUGACAUACCCACCGCAACCUAUGCCAUCUAUGUACGCACCUCAGACUCCUCGGCCUAUGCAUCCUAUGUACUCGGCAUACACUCCGCGACCAAUGCAGCCAAUGUACACACAGCCAACGCCCUCUAGUGCACAACCUGUGGUAUCGCAACCGAUGUACACACAGCCAACGCCCACUAGUGCACAACCUGUGAUAUCGCAGCCUAGUUUGGAAUCUGGGAAUAUACAUUCACACAGUAACAUUCAACCUCAACAGUUUUCAUCUGUGCCGUCAACUGUCAUUCCUACAACUACUAGUGCUACCGGUAAUUUCAUGAACAGUUAUAUGAUGAAGAAAGACUUGAUCUCACAAAGACUUAGAAAGUAUGAUGAUGAUCCUUCAUCUUAUAAUCUAUGGAAAGGCAGCUUCAAGAGUAUAGUGUCAGAAGCCACGCUAAGUCCCCUUGAAGAGAUAGACUUACUCUUAAGAUGGUUAGGACCUGACUCAACAGUCCAAGCUACGAGAAUUAGAAGAGCGAAUCCUUGUGAUACUGGUGCUGCACUUAACAGGAUCUGGCAAAGGUUAGAUGAACGAUAUGGAUCACCUGAACUGAUCGACUCAAAGCUACAAAGUGAACUAAAAAAAUUUCCAGUCUUACAGAUACCAAAGGACAAAACGUUGUUAUACAACCUAGUCGACCUCUUGGGGGAAAUAGAGUGUAACAAGAACAAUCCUCAGUAUUCACUACUGUUGUCUUAUUACGAUACACCAGUCGGCAUCAAUCCUAUUGUGUCUAAGCUACCAGAAAACCUACAGAACAAAUGGCGUGACAGAGCUGUGAAAUUUAAAAUAAAACAUAACAUUCCAUUUCCACCGUUCAAGGAAUUAGUAAAAUUUAUUCAUGAACUCAGUGUUUCCUUGAAUGAUCCGGGCUUUGUGUUUGAUACUUCAUCUCCAUUCGCAGGAAAGGAUAAACCAAAACUCACCAAGAAACCCACCUCUGUCGUAUCAAAGAAAACGGAUGUUCACACAGGAAGUGAUGAAAAUCCUAAGAAAGGAUCAUGUCCUUUGCACCCCAAUGCUAUCUCGCAUUUCCUUGAUGAAUGUCAACUCUUCAUGAAGAAGCCAAUGGAGGAACGCCGUAGAUAUGUGUUAGAAAACAAACUUUGUUUCAAGUGCUUAAGAACUAACUGUCACACAAAGAGACAAUGUACAGAAAGAAUCAAAUGUAAAGAAUGUGGAAGUAACAAUCAUGUUACUGCUAUGCAUGUUUCUUACAAGAGGAAACUUCAGGACAGCUGCUCCCAAACAGCCCACGGCGGGGAGACUGGUUUGAUUAAAGUGGAUUCAAAAUGUACAACAGUAUGUAAUGAAUUCAAUGGACGCUCCUGUGCAAAAACUGUCUUAGUACGAGUGUACUCAGAAGAACAUCCGGAAACAUCUGCGACAGUGUACGCAAUGAUCGAUGAACAUUGCAAUCGCACACUGGCAUCAAGUGAACUAAUGGAUACCUUGGGUGUACAAGGAAAUGAACUUAUGUAUAAUUUGUCUUCAUGUUCUGGAAAGGAACACGCCCUUGGUCGCCAAGCCUAUGGUUUCAUAGUGGAGUCUCUAGACUCAUCAACAUCACUGAGAUUACCUACCCUCAUUGAGUGCAGAAGUAUUCCACAAGAUGUGUCUGAGAUACCUACCCCUGAGAUUGCGGAACAGUAUCCACAUCUUCGUGGCAUCUCGUCAGAAAUUCCUAAAUAUGAUCCUAAACAUCACAUUGGACUUUUGAUAGGACGCGAUUUGACAGAAGCGCACCAUGUUUUUCAACAAAUUAUUGGACCCAAAGACAAUCCGUUUGCACAGAAAACAUGCUUUGGAUGGGUCAUAAUUGGAAAUGUGUGCUUGGACGGAAAACACUUACCUAUGCUGGACAAUCCGUCAGAUAUAACCAUAACAAGUUUUAAAACUUCUGUAUUACCUAGCGGACGAUCUACGAUCUUCCAACCAUGUGACAAGGAGUUGAAAAUAUUGGAGAGAGAUUCAGGUCAAGACAUAGAUAUUUUCAAGAGAAGACAUGACGAUAAUAUCAUUGGUCACUCUGUGGAGGAUCGCGAAUUCCUUAAUCUUAUGGAAAAGGAAAUGAAAAUUAGUGCCUGUGGAAAUUGGACGGCGCCCCUUCCAUUUCGUAAGGACAGACCCCCCUUACCAAACAACAAACCAAUGGCAUUAAAGAGAGCAAUGAUUCUUGAUUCAAGCUUGAAGAAGAACGACAGAAAAUGUCAACACUUUGUUACAUUCAUGGACAAAGUAAUACAUAGCGGUGCAGCAGAGAUAGCCCCAGAGUUAAAGGAUGGGCAAGAGGUGUGGUAUCUUCCAUUGUUCGGAGUAUACCACCCUAAGAAAAAGGAUCAGAUACGUGGAGUCUUCGACUCUUCUGCAACAUUCCAAGGAGUGUCUCUUAACAGUGUUCUCCUCACAGGACCUAAUUUGACAAACAAUUUAGUGGGUGUUCUCCUUCGAUGUAGGAAAGACGCUGUGGCAGUAUCAGCAGAUAUUGAACAGAUGUUCUACUCAUUUCUCGUCAACGUCAACCACAGGGACUACUUGCGAUUUCUAUGGUAUAGAGAUAAUGAUCCUAACAAGGAACUUAUAGAAUAUUGCAUGUGUGCCCACGUGUUUGGGAACUCUCCGUCGCCAUCUGUAGCAACAUUUGGCUUACACAAGAGCACCAGAAAUUCUGAUGAAGACAUCACAGAAUUUGUGAAAAAUGACUUUUAUGUAGACGAUGCUUUAACGUCUUUACCAACUGCUUCACAAGCAGUCGAUUUGUUGAAAAGAACUCAGACUGUACUUAAGAACAACGGCAAUAUUAAGUUACACAAAAUUGCAUCAAACCACAAAGAUGUGAUGUCAGCUUUCUCCAAGGAAGACCUAAGCAAAGAAAUAAAACUGUUAGACUUAGAGAAGGAUUCGCUACCUAUACAUCAGAGCUUAGGUUUGUCAUGGGAUUUAUCUACUGACAGUUUUGUGUUUCAUGUGGAUUUUGCCAAGAAACCUAACACGAGACGUGGUUACUUAUCCAUGCUUCACAGCAUAUACGACCCUUUGGGUUUCACUGGACCUCUUGUGAUCCAAGGGAAGAUAAUUCUUCGCGAAAUUACAGCACUGUAUGACUGGGAUGAUGAGAUCGACCCCUCAUAUGUUUAUCGUUGGGAAUCAUGGAAGGAUUCUUUUACAUUGCUACAGCAAGUGACUGUCCCUCGCAUGUAUUUUACCAAAUCUUUGAGCCAGAGUGAGACAGUUGAGCUACAUGUGUUUUGCGAUGCGUCGGAACAGGCUGUCUCAGCAGUUUCCUACAUGAGACUUUCUACUGAGAUGGGAAUAGAAGUAACUUUUGUCUUCGGCAAAGUGAAAUUAGCGCCACUUCAUGGACAUACCAUGCCAGGACUUGAACUCUGUGCGGCCUUAUUAGCAGUAGAUGUAGCAGAAAUUCUCAACAUGCAUCUGAAUGUUAAAUUUACAACCACAAAACGUUUCUACAAUUACGUAGCCAAUCGUGUUGAGCGCAUUUUACGAGCAUCCAAUCCCUCUCAGUGGAAUUAUGUGAAAUCAACAGAGAACCCAGCAGAUCUAGGAACGCGAGGAUUGAACUCGGCUCAAAAUUUGUACCAGGAGUGGUUGAGAGGACCAGAAUUCCUUCAUCUCAACACGGUGACCAUCAAUGAAUCUUUUCCCCUCAUUAACCCAGAACAGGACGUCGAAAUUCGUGUCAGUGCUAAAAGGACAGUGAUUAAUGACUUUAAUCUUACCGGGAUUUUUGAAAACUUUUCCAGCUGGGAUUCUUUAGUGAGUGCACUUACGGUGCUAAAGACUUUCAUCAGAAAGAAAAAGCAAAUUGUGUCAGACCCUGUGACAGUCAGAAGAGACAGUGAAUCAGUCAUCAUCAAAGAAACUCAGAAAACCUUUUUCUUGGAUGACAUUUAUUGUUUACAGCAUAAGAAACCUCUACAACGAGACAGUUCUGUGCUUAAAUUGUGUCCUUACCUGAGUGAAGAUGGCAUUAUGAAGGUUGGCGGAAGAUUGAAUCUUAGCGUACUUUCUGAGGAACUGAAGAAUCCAAUCAUUAUUCCUAAGAAAUCUCAUGUAGCAAAAUUAAUUGUACAGCAUUUUCAUGAGAAAUCAGCUCAUCAGGGCAGACACAUCACAGAGGGUGCAAUUAGAAACAAAGGUUACUGGAUUAUUGGUGCAAAGAAAGUAAUUUCAUCAGUGAUUCAUAAGUGUGUUAUAUGCAGAAGAUUACGAGGGAAGUUUGAAAGUCAGAGGAUGGCCGAUUUACCACCGGACAGGAUUACUCCAGGACCUCCAUUCAGUGCAGUGGGAGUAGAUACAUUCGGACCCUGGACCAUCGUCACACGUAAAACACGUGGUGGACAAGCUGAAAGUAAACGUUGGGCCAUCAUGUUUACAUGUUUGACAACGAGAGCAAUCCAUAUUGAGUUAGUAGAGUCAAUGUCCAGCUCGUCUUUCAUCAAUGCAUUACGUAGAUUUAUUGCACUUCGUGGGAAUGUGUCUUUAUUUCGAUCAGACAGAGGUACUAACUUUAUUGGUGCUACAGAAGAUCUUGGGAUUGACGUGACAAAGGGACCAGUGAAGAACUUUCUUGAUAAGUCAAAGAUUGUGUGGACAUUCAAUGCUCCCCACUCUUCCCACAUGGGAGGAGUGUGGGAGAGAAUGAUUGGAUUAACGCGACGAGUAUUGGAUACACUACUCUUAGGACCCAAAGGAAAACAUCUCACGCACGAGGUACUUAGUACUUUGAUGGCCGAAGUGACAGCCAUAAUUAAUUCAAGACCGAUUACUACUAUAUCUAACGAUCCUGAGCUACCAUUUGUGUUGAGUCCAGCCAUGCUUCUGAAUCAGAAGAUAUCCGGUCACUUUUCUAUGUGUAUGGAUGUUGACAUACGUGACAUAUACAAAGAACAGUGGAAGCAAGUGCAAGUCCUAUCCGAUUUAUUCUGGCAACAGUGGAAAACCCAUUACCUUCAGAACUUACAAUCCCGUCGUAAGUGGACAUCUGAAAAAACGAACAUGAAGGUUGGAGACGUAGUGGUUGUCAAGGAUCGUGAGUCAGCUAGGUGUCAGUGA
Messenger RNA from Saccostrea cuccullata (small rock oyster), 6072 nucleotides. RefSeq lists its product as uncharacterized. The record is from RefSeq and is a predicted model, not a curated record. The coding region runs from base 1 to 6072 and encodes 2023 amino acids. Lineage: Eukaryota; Metazoa; Mollusca; Bivalvia; Ostreida; Ostreidae. Gene Ontology annotation, molecular function: nucleic acid binding. The transcript is spliced from 2 exons. Gene Ontology annotation, biological process: DNA integration.